Messenger RNA from Capronia epimyces CBS 606.96, 1278 nucleotides. RefSeq lists its product as uncharacterized. The transcript has a single exon. The coding region runs from base 1 to 1278 and encodes 425 amino acids. Gene Ontology annotation, cellular component: membrane-bounded organelle; cytoplasm. Gene Ontology annotation, biological process: N-acylethanolamine metabolic process; N-acylphosphatidylethanolamine metabolic process. Gene Ontology annotation, molecular function: N-acylphosphatidylethanolamine-specific phospholipase D activity. NCBI's taxonomy places the organism in Eukaryota, Fungi, Ascomycota, Eurotiomycetes, Chaetothyriales, Herpotrichiellaceae. The record is from RefSeq and is a predicted model, not a curated record.
AUGGUUGUCGUCCAUCGGCUGCCCUCUUUGCCCACCGACGAGCCCAGGGCGCAUCACAUCGGCAAUCCUCCCAGUGGCUUCAGGAAUCCAUGGCCAUCGUUCGAUGAGGCUCAUGGCGGAGUACUGGACAUCCUCAAGGUUCGAUUUGCGCGGCACCGACCUGCGUUCGUCCCCGUCCCAGAGCGGUCGGAACUGGUGCCGGUGCGGAAGAUAGAUUUUGCCCAGUUGAAGGGCAAGGGCGGGCCUGCGCCUGGAUUGAAAGUGACGUGGUUCGGCCAUGCCAGUUUCCUCGUGCAAACAGCCACUGCCAGUGCGGACGAAGUUGAAGAGGGAGCGCGCCGGCGAGGCGUCAAUAUUCUGUGUGACCCCGUCUUUUCCGACCGCACGUCGCCCGUGCAUUGGGCCGGACCGAAACGGUACACCCCGACUCCUUGUUCUCUAGACGAACUAUUGGAGUCGGUGGAAAUUGAUCUGGUCUUGAUCAGUCACAAUCACUACGACCACGCCGACGCGCACACGCUGACGGCGAUCUGGGCCAGACGGAAACCGCAUGUCCAUUUUCUGGCCGGAUUGCAUAACGCUCGCUGGUUGAUUUCGGCUUGUGGCAUUGACCCGUCGUGUAUUACGGAGCUCGACUGGUGGGAUAGAGUCGAGGUCGAGGUCGAGGCUGAGGCUGAGGCUGUAGGAGCUGAAGCUCAUGCUGGAAACGAAGCAGGAACUACAACACCAACACCAGCAAAGGUCCAAAUUACAUGUACGCCGACGCAGCACUUCUCCUCCCGAAGCAUCUUUGACCGCAACCACGAUCUAUGGUGUUCCUAUGCCAUCCAGGACCGCGACCACGAGCGUGGUGGAAGCGAAGGUGUACCGGGCAAGAAAGUGUAUUUUGCAGGAGACACGGCCUACCGCAGCAUCCCUUCUGCAGGCCUAUCGCACGAAGAAGAAGACGAGCGGCCGACAUGUCCUGCAUUCAAGCAGAUCGGCGAGCGGCUCGGGCCCUUCGACCUGGCACUGUUGCCCAUCGGGCUCUGUGAACCGCGGCAGUUCAUGUCCAACGUGCACGCCAACUCCUGGGACUCGAUCCGCAUCCACCACGACAUCCGCAGCAAGAAGUCCAUCGGCAUGCAUUGGGGCACGGUGCGAGGAGGGUUGUCGGCGCAAUAUGAGGACGUGCGCACCCCGCCGCGCCAUUGGAGGCAGGCUGCUGAAGAGGCGGGUUUGUCAUGGGGCGAGGAGAUUGGGUUGAUGGACGUUGGUCAGACGUUGGUUUUGGCUUGA